GAUGACGCUGCAGAAUUCUCUUACUUUUGUAAUGGUUUUGUUGAAAUGCGUCAUCUUAACAAUUUGUUUACAAAGCGGGUUUACAAAAUAAAACAAAAAUGUGUGAAAUACCUUUUACUGUCUAUGUGAAAUACAGACGCACGCGCCCUCUCACGGUGUUUAUGCGCGUGAGCUCAAAUCCCUUUCGCGCUUUUCUAUAGUAGUUAUCUGAAACGUCGAAAAACAUAUCCAAAACACUUGUACGAUUUAAGAUAAGUUAAUUUUGUUAAUUUAAGCAGCCAAAAUACCACUUACGCACUUAUAUAUCAGUGCCAUCUAGAGUUGGAGAAUGAAUGAGUUGGAGGACCAAGAGUACAGCUACAAAAGAGACUUAUCUGAAGGAUCUCUUGUUCCUUCACACCACACCCAUGACAGUCCUAGAAUGGCAAAUCUCAUUAGUCACGGGAUGCAUUCAGUACCGGGUUACUCCAGGAUGGAGGACGACUACACCACUUACAGGAUUCUUCCACAGCUAACAUGUGAUCCUGUGCCUCCAGUAGCCCACUUUAGUUUAGCGUCCUAUCCUGAAUACUUACUGGCUCAAUCUAGCCAUUAUCAGCAUGUACUAGGCCAACCGUACAGCUCCUGGCCAUCCCAGGAGGCUUUUCAUUAUGGCAUGUCAUCAGGAGAGAUCUGUCGAGCGGUCACCAGUAUCAGCUCUGAUGGUGCAGAUGUUUACAGUCUGGAGGGGUAUUCUACAGAUCAAGGAUUCAGACAUCACGAUAGAAAUCAGCCUCAUGCUCUUCAUGUGCCACCUCAUGACCAGAAGCACCCAGCUGAGACGUCCAAUAUUUGUCAGCCGGUGCAGAUUGUGUGUGAUGUGACCGGUGGAGGGCAGGUGGUCGUGCUGAACCAUUGCAGUCCCGAUCAGAUUCCUCAUUCUCUGAUGAUGGAUCUCAACACAGUGUCUCAGCCAAAGACAUCUGAGCAGAGCUGUUCUACUGAGGACCACUCACCCACCGAAAAAGAUGCCAGACAUUUGGAGAAGAUCACGUCCACUGGACUGCCUCAGACCCACAAGACAUCUGCAGGUGUCACAUUCAACCUCGCGCCAGGACCUUACGCUUCUCAGCUUCAUCAGACGCUUUGCCCUACUCAGAUUGUAGAACUGGAAGAGGAAGGACAGAGGAAAGGAUGUAGACGGUACGAGUAUCAUUACAUAAAAACCUCAUGUCUCUCAUGUUGAUUCUUGACAACCGACCUGUACUUUUUGUAAAACAGUUAAAUUAUGGUAUGACUAUUCUUUGUUUAUUAGUGUGAAGUGGGAAAAAUCUAAGCGACCCUGCAACUGCACAAAAUCUCAGUGUCUGAAACUUUAUUGUGAAUGUUUUGCGAACGGAGAUGUCUGCAACAACUGCAAAUGCUUAAACUGCUACAAUAAUACUGAACAUAACUUGGAGAGAUCCCAGGCUAUAAAGGCCUGUCUGGACAGGAAUCCAGGGGCUUUUCGGCCUAAGAUUGGCAGUAGGAAACAGGGGAAUGUGAAGGGAUGUCACACAAAGGGUUGCAACUGCAAGCGUUCAGGCUGCCUGAAGAACUACUGCGAGUGUUAUGAGGCCAAAAUCAUGUGCACGUCCACCUGUAAGUGUGUGGGCUGCCGAAACUAUGAGGAAAGUCCUUCAAAGAAGAGCUCUGAGCGGGACAGGCCUGACUCCAGCAUCUACUACCCAACCAGGAGUCCUCUGGCGUGCAUCACGCCCGAUGUAGUGGAAGCCACAUGCGGCUGUCUCCUCGCCCAGGCUGAAGAGGCAGAGAAGGAAGGGUACACUGCGGCUCACGCUGAGAGAAUGAUUUUGGAGGAGUUCGGCCAGUGCCUAACGCAGAUUGUCCGAUCAAUAUUCAAAUCCAACAGCGUGCAAUUCAAUGAGUAGCGGGGGAACAAAUGCUCAGUGUUAUGAUUGAUCCAGAUGUGAUUUGGUUACCGACAAGUGUUGUUUUUCUUUACUUCAGCAUUAAGAGAUGCUUUGAAAAAUUCACAUCGUCACCACUUUAAUAGCACAUUUUAUUUAUAGUUAUUUAUAUAAAUAUAUAUAUUUUUACUAUUUAUUCAUUUAUUUAAGAAUAUUUUUUUAUUUAUUUUUUUCAUUCCCACCACUUCACAUCUGCAGGAUUUUAAUGGAAAAUUUUAUUUAUAUUUAAAUAUAUUAUCUAUAUGUUAUUUAAAUUAUUCCAACCACGUUUUUUUUGCAGUAUGUUAAUAUUAUUGUGUAUUAUAUAAUAUUUAAGCAAUUUGAACAGGAGCAAUGUUUACAUUUUUCUUUUCACAUUACCUGUUGCUUGUUCUGGAAUAUUUAAUCCUGUUUGGAAACUUGAUAUCGGUUCUUGCAUUACAAAUUUAGCGUUCUCAUUUUGCCAUUUUUGGCUGUUUUUCUGUAAUAGAGCUUUAUGCAUCAGUAACUGUUUUUCUGUCAGUAUUUAUUUAUU
Messenger RNA from Carassius auratus (goldfish), 2463 nucleotides. RefSeq lists its product as uncharacterized. The coding region runs from base 329 to 1225 and encodes 298 amino acids. The transcript has 11 exons. The record is from RefSeq and is a predicted model, not a curated record. Lineage: Eukaryota; Metazoa; Chordata; Actinopteri; Cypriniformes; Cyprinidae.